Molecule: messenger RNA, 3145 nt
Organism: Poeciliopsis prolifica (blackstripe livebearer)
Lineage: Eukaryota; Metazoa; Chordata; Actinopteri; Cyprinodontiformes; Poeciliidae
Gene: tmem145
Product: transmembrane protein 145
Exons: 15
Coding region: 224-1879 (551 amino acids)
Biological process (GO): G protein-coupled receptor signaling pathway; response to pheromone
Source: RefSeq, a predicted model, not a curated record
CAACUCCCUCCACCACAAACACACACAGAGGCACAUAACCAUCCAUCCAUCUUCAACAGCUGGAGGGAGGCGGGGGGUGGCCUGCGAGGACGCGCCUCUCUCCUCUCCCUCUCUGUCUUUCUACCUAAAUGCGCUGCUGCUCCGUGCGCGUUCCCGACACGGAGGCAGGCUUGCGGGGAGCUGCGAGAGAGAGCAGACGAGCGGCUGCGGGGGAGAGAGAAAGAUGGAGGUGAGGGUCGGGGAGAGACUCCUGUGGCUGGCCGUGCUGUCCACUGUCCUCUGCGUGGAUUCGGUCUUCGGAAAAUACGUCAAAGGCAUCGUCAACACCAAAGAGGACUGGGUGUUCCUCACACGUUUCUGCUUUCUCACAGAGUUUGGUCGGCUGGAUUUUAAAUUUCGCUACCCAAAGUCACGCUGUUGUCAGAACAUUCUGCUCUACUUUGAUGACAGCUCUCAGUGGCCAGCUGUGUACAAGAAGCCAGAGAAGAACUGCUAUGAGAAGGAAGCAGUGCUGAGGCCUGAAAACAACCAGGUCAUCAAUCUCACUACCCGCUACACCUGGUCAGGAUGUGCGGUGGAGGACGACACCAACGAGGAGGUUCUGAGCUGCGUGGGUGGUCGCAGUUUCCGCUCAGUGAGGGAGAGGUGGUGGUACAUCGCUCUCAGCAAGUGUGGGGGCGAUGGCUUGCAGCUGGAGUACGAGAUGAAGCUGACCAAUGGCCAGUCUUUCUGGACGCAGCAUUUUUCUGCAGAUGAGUUCGGAAUUUUGGAGACAGACAUCACAUUCCUGGUCAUCUUCACGUUAGUGUUCCUCCUCUCUUGCUACUUUGCAUACAAUCUGAAGGGGAGACAGCUUCUUCACACAACCUACAAAAUGUUUAUGACGGCAGCAGGUGUGGAGGUGCUCAGCCUAAUGUUCCAUUGUGUCUACUGGGGCCUCUAUGCCAGGGAUGGAGUUGGCAACGGCAGCCUGAAGAUACUCGGGAAAUUACUGUUCUCCGUCAGUUUCUUGGUGUUCCUUCUGAUGCUCAUACUGUUGGGUAAAGGUUUCACCGUCACCAGGGCGAGGAUUAGCCACAGUGGCUCUGUUAAGCUGAGCAUCUACAUGACAGUCUACACAAUCACCUAUGUUAUCCUGUUCAUCUAUGAAGCAGAGUUCUUUGACCCAGGUGAGGUGCUUUAUGCCUAUGACAGCCCUGCAGGCUACGGCCUGAUGGGCCUGCAGCUGGUCGCUUACGUGUGGUUCUGCUACGCCGUGCUGGUCUCGCUGAAACACUAUCCUGAAAAACAGCCCUUCUACGUCCCUUUCUUCACCACAUACACUCUGUGGUUUUUCGCCGUGCCUGUGAUGGCUCUGAUCGCCAACUUUGGGAUUCCUCGAUGGGCUCGGGAGAAGAUUGUGAACGGCAUUCAGCUCGGCAUUCACCUCUACGCUCAUAUCGUUUUCCUUGUCAUAACGAGACCAUCAGCAGCCAACAAGAACUUCCCGUAUCAUGUUCGGACCUCCCAGAUUGGGAUCUUGCAGUCCAGCCCCAAAGGAGGCGAGGGAGGGGAAAGCUUUCCCCACCAUGCCUAUGGGAACAGCUCCUUCCUUGGAGAUUCUCAACCUAACUUCACUGAACUCUUCUCCAUCCAAUCAGAUCCGGUGAAGACCGUGGAAGAGACAGUUGCUCGUAAAGGACCUGAUGUGCCGAGGAACAGCGAACAAAAGAUUAUUACCACUGCUGCAGACUUAACCAUGAUAUUGCCCCCACCUCCACCUCCGAUACCCCCACGCCCCGCCUCCCGCUCUCCCCCAAUGCCCCCUCGACUUCCAUCCUUCACAGAGUACUUCAGCAUGCAGAGCGGCGGUGGAGGAGGCUUUGGGACGAAGGCAUGAAGUGGAUGAGAAAGCGGGAAAGACUGCAGCAGAAAGGAUGAAGGCUGCAGACAGAAUUUACAAAGCUGGUGGGAGAGAAAAAGGUCAUCCUAAAUAACAGAAGAAUUAUACAUGAAGGGACAUACAUGAGAAGUCAUCACAAAAGUAAAUCCCUAAAUGGUCCUUUUAACUUGGAAAUGGAAAUGACCUGUAUGGAGAAGCUAGGGGGAUGGCUAAGACGCAAAUGCUGAGGUUGUAAAAGAAUAAAGAAGCAAUAAAUAUUUGAUGCUGACCAGUUGAAGGCACACGGGAGAGAGAUGACAAAGUGGAUGUAGCCAGAGCAAUAGAAUGAUAGCUGUGCACAAUGUGGAAAUGAACAAAAUUCUUGAAAUACUUUUAUUCAAAAAUUCAUGAGGACUUGAUGGUGUGCCUGAAGGAGUUUGUAAAUAGCGAAAACUGUUGAGAGCAACAAUUAUGAAUAGUUUUAUUUCAAAAUACGAAAUGAAUUCAUGGUUUCUUUCCCCUAAACAUGACAUUCCAGUUGGUGCUUCGACCACAGAGAAAUCCCAUGCCUUUAUGUUUAAAAUACAUUAGAAGAAGAAGAAGAAAAAAAAACUUUUUUAUGUUUAAGACAUUUUUGAUAAAACUUAGAUAUAUUUAUGGUAUAUGGAGUAUGUUGUGUUUAUUUAUAUUCUUACUGUAUAAGUCCUCAUUGGAGCUGGUUUUUCUGGAUCAAUAUACUGAUGUGUAACUGUAAAAACCCCAAAGUACAGUACUCGUAAAACAUGCAUGUUUGUGUUGUAUUUUCUGUCCGAAAGGCAGAUAUAUGUGCUCCAUGUGACCAUAGAAUAUUCGCUUAUUGUGUGUGUUGAAAUCCACACUUCUGCAAAUACAUACAAUAGGCUGCAAUAUGUUUGUUUUUUUUGUUGUUUUUUUACUGCAAAACCUUUGUUAAUUACUAUUCAAAUCAAAGCUGUCUUGCAGUAUUUUUAACUAAUAAGUAGAAGUAGGCAUGGGCUGGUAGGAUAUUCUGAAUUCUGGUAACUUUAAGAUAAAACCACAGUUUCACAACAUACUUUGAAAUGUUUAAACUUAAUAUUUAAAAUUAGAGAGCCCACAAUCUAUUCAUGGGUCAUUUCUGAUUUUGUAAACAUCCGACAUGCUGUAAAUAACUUUUAGCAUAUUCCAAAUUUUCUGAAUAAUUGCAACAGUUUAAAAAUUUACUUGUUUUUACAACUAUGUACAAUGAGGAGGUAAUGUCACUAUGUGCUUGUAUGUGUGUGUAUG